Molecule: messenger RNA, 579 nt
Organism: Cotesia congregata
Lineage: Eukaryota; Metazoa; Arthropoda; Insecta; Hymenoptera; Braconidae
Source: the annotation of a GenBank genome assembly
AUGACUAUUUGCCGAGGAUCAAAGUAUUUUUGCCAGCACGUGUACGUGGGAGACGCCAUCGCCGAGAAGUCAACGCCAGUCCGCCAGUCUUCCCGCCAAUUAAGAGUGACAUUUGACGAGCCAACACCGACUUCAAGGAGUUUACUGCGGCCACCGGCCAUUGAAGAUGACAAUUUGGAAGGUGUUAGAAUGAUAUUAAAUAAUGGAAUGGAUGUAAAUGAACCUAUAAUAACAACUGGACAAUUUACUGGUGCAGCAACAAUCUUGGUGCAGUUACUAGUUAAUAACUAUAAAGCAGAUGUCAAUGCUACGGCUGCUGAUGGGACUCGAUCCAUACAUUUGGUUUGUUUUUAUCAACCUCAUCCCAAGCAAAUAGGACUUUUUAUUAAAGGACAUACAUAUGGCGCAAUAAUAUAUACAUUGGUACAAACUAAUGCGAAUGCUGAUGCUGAGUUUGGACGAGAUAUUUUUUUAAAACAUUUUGAAGACAGUGAUUGGUGUCCCGAUUUUGGUGACAAAAUAACACUAUACUCAUUUUUACUGUUCUUUAUGAUAGACCAUUAUUUUUGCAUCUACUAG